AUUCACCUGAAUCGCGAAUCGUUACACUAAAGACGUUUCUUUGCAUUCCAACAUGGCAACAAUGUCAGGCGAGCCACAAGACACAGAGUGCCCGGUGUGUCACGAUAGCUUUGUGCAGCCCAAGAUUUUACCCUGUGACCAUCUCUUAUGCUGGAAAUGCAUUGUGGCUAUGAUAAAAAUCAAACGGGUACAUUGUCCUUUUUGUAGAAAUGCCAUUUGUACACCACAAUCACUGGCAGGUGAAAGUCCAGAAGUAUUUGCCGACUCUCUGCCCACAGACCUUGCCAUGCACAGAUUGGCGUGGAGCGUUAAAACACUGUCAACGGAAACCACGUGUCGUGUGUGUGACGGUGUCACGGCAGAGUCUAUAUGCCUACAGUGCAAUGACUUGUUUUGCUCGUCGUGCACCAAUGUCCAUAAAAAAAUGUCGAUAAGCCAAAGUCACGAUGUGGUGAGUCUCAGCACUGUAACAGCUGAACGUCUUGCUGCCAGUGUCACUUUAAAGUGUUGUCAGCACGGACAUAUAUUGUCCUUUUAUUGUAUCAACCACUCAAACCCUGUCUGUGCAGUCUGUGCUGCCACAGAUCAUAAAACCUGUUCUCAUGGUAACAGACCUUACAAGCCAAAGUAAGUCAGAUGAAGACGAGGUUAAAGGUCUUGCAAACACCUUGACUGACGUGGAGAGAAAGAUGGAACAGAAUAUACAGGAACUUGACAUUCGUCUGAAGGUAAUCGAUUCCUGCCAGAAUCUGUGUGUCUCUCUGGUUACGAUUUGUAACGAGCAAAAGAAAUUAUUAACAUCACUUAAUUGUAAGAGACUCAUGAAGUCUAUGGCAGACGCAAAAAAAAAAUUUCGCGAGCGACUGGCCAGAGUUAAAUUACUUAGAAGAAUCGUGUCACGUACGGUAGUAGCGUGUCCGCCACCUUGGAUGAUGAGGGCCAAGAGAUAUCUUCAAAACAGAGUCAAGACUUUAGAUUUAAGCACCUCUUUGCCAGCAGACGUUGAACGGACAUCCCUACCACAAAUAAAGGACUUCAACAACCUUGUCCGCAGGAUAAGGAGCGAGUUGAGACAGCAGGAGCAGCGACAGAAGAAGCCUGAGGAACCGAAAUUCACUUUCCACACCAACAGAGGCUACAACGUGAAUCUGGAGAUGAACGGACAGUCGGCUGAGUGUCAAAGUACUGAUGGGUGUCGUGGUAUCCAGUGACCCUCUACAGACCAAUUUUCUAUACGAG
Molecule: messenger RNA, 1239 nt
Organism: Pomacea canaliculata
Lineage: Eukaryota; Metazoa; Mollusca; Gastropoda; Architaenioglossa; Ampullariidae
Exons: 3
Coding region: 603-1211 (202 amino acids)
Source: RefSeq, a predicted model, not a curated record